UGUAAUCUGUCAGUCGUCUGAUUAAUAUUCCGAGCGAGCAAGCUGCAAGCAUAUACUCUCUCAGGGAAAAAGGGACAAUAAAACAAAAGUCAAAUAAAAUUCCGUUCCCCGGCGAAAUCAAAACCGCUUAAUUCGAGAUGAUGCAGCCACCUGAGAAGCAGUUAUCAGUUACAUGGAGGGGGAAGAAAUUUAUCCUUGAGAUGAAACAUGGUGCUAAUCUAAAAGAGUUGGGGGACAAAUUACAACAACUCACCAAUGUCAAAGUUGAUACAUUGCGGCUGAUUGUUCCUACCAAUAAAGGUUCUAAAAUGCUAUACCCUUUCUCAGAUGAGCACUCUUAUCUCCCAUUGGAAGCUGCAUCUGCUAUUGAGGGAAAACCUAUAAGGAUGAUGGGAGUGCCUGAAAAUGAAGUGGAAGAGGUUCUAGAAAAUGCAAAGAAAGACCCUCGAAUAGCUGGAUUUGAUGAAGAGGAGAAAAGAAUGAGGCAGCGAACUCUUGAUGGACACAAUUCAUUUGUAAGACUUCCACAAGGGACUUACAUAUUCUCUGAGUUCCACACACUUAGUAUUCCAGGAAUUGAGUUGAGUCCUCCUGCUUCGGAGGCUUUGAAAUUAAUGCAUAGGCUUGCUGCAGAUCCUGGAAUUGUUGCAAUCAUGAAUAAGUAUCGGUGGCAGGUGGGGAUAAUGUCAGAGAUGGCUCCAGUUGGUUAUGUUGGAGUCAGUCCUAAAUGCAUCCUUGGUUUCAACAAGAAUCACGGAGAGGAAAUUUCUUUGCGACUUCGAACUGAUGACCUCAAUGGUUUUAGGAAAUAUGAAAGCAUUAAGAAGACUCUCCUGCAUGAACUUGCACAUAUGGUGUACUCUGAACAUGAUGCAAAUUUUUAUGCUUUAGACAAACAGUUGAAUAAAGAAGCUGUUGCCUUGGAUUGGACAAAAUCAACAGGCCACACUCUGAAUGGAUUCAGACAUGGACUACAUGCUGAGGAUGAGUUUGAUGGUCAUGUAAGUUUGUCACGAAAACUUGGAGGCAAUGAAUCACAUUUUUCUAAUGCCCGUGCGUCUGCAGUGGCUGCUGCAUAUCAUCGAGUUGCAAAUGCGUGUACAAAUGUCUCAGCAGCAGUAAAUAAGCGUGACGAACCUGACCCUGAUGAUUCUGGAUUUACUAACUGUUGUGAACCUGACAGCUUGCAUGCUGAAGGGGAAACUAAAGAUGGCCAUCCUAAUAUAGCCAGUUCAAUGAAGCUUGUUGAUGAACACGAGAUUCAUGAUAGUGAGGCUGAACCUGAUCCUGAUGAUAGUGAGAGCAUGGGUGCCAUGGAAUCCGAAUCCUAUUUGGUAUCUGGUGGAAGUCAGAUAACAAUUGAGCCAGAUCCUGAUGAUCUGGAAGUUUUGACAAGUGCUGCAGAUAAAGAAUCUGUUCUGUGCAAUUUGAAGGUUCCAUUGACAGAUCAUAGUGUGGUUGGACCAAAUUUCUUUGGAGCAAAGGAGGGCACUGGAAAUUUGAAUCAGCUAGAUGUUAUACAUGUGGAACCUGAUCCAGAAGAUUCUCAAGCAGGAGACAGUGAUGACAAGAUGAUAGUGAUUGCAGAGAGAAUGUCAAUGGGGCAGGGAGAUGAGCCUGAUCCAGAUGACCUGGAGCUAAAGAGAAUUAAAGACCCUGUCACUGCUGUUUAUGGUCGUAUACAGAAGGCAGUGGAGAAGCUAAUAACUGAAGUAAAUCACUCGGAUGCUGGUGGUGUCUUGCAAACCCUGUGCAAGAUAAUAAGGAAUAUUGUUGAACACCCUGAUGAAAUGAAAUUUCGAAGAAUACGCAAGGCUAAUGCUAUUAUUCAGAGGAAUAUUCUUCAAUAUGGAGCUGCUACAGAAAUCUUACAAUUGGUUGGGUUCAGUGACGAUGUAAUCUUUGACGUAACAGGGAAGGCAGAAACUUAUUUGGCUUUAAAGCGUAAUGACCCUGGCUUACUGUGGUUGGUUAAAAGCUCUCUUGAGAGCUCCACUACUUGAAAGCAAUAUUUGUUAUAUCUGAGGUGAGGUUAAGUUGUUAGACAGGACCUCAGCAUAGAAUUCAAUGUUGGCUUUAUCAAGGGUUAUGUCGAGCAAAAUCUGUUUGAAUGUAAAUUGUACACACACACAUAAGUUUGUAUUUAUGUUAUAAGUGUGAGCUGUAAAUGACAAUUUCCAGCUGCUGAUGGUUGGCUGUGCAGUUUAAACGUAAAUUGUGUAAGCAGGUGACAAGGGUUCAAUAUUUGUACUGUUCUUCAGUGUACAAGUAAUUCAUUUUGCUGUCUGAAACGUUUGUCUGCUGGAGAGUAAUUCAUUUUGCUGUCUACCUCUUGGGCUGGCACAGGGUGUCCCAGUGGCUGGGUGCUUUCCGGUGUUGCUGGGAGUCGAGAUUUUUACAUUAAUCAAUCCUCUCCCUCAAAGAGGGGAAAAAGUUGCUUUUUGA
Messenger RNA from Coffea eugenioides, 2445 nucleotides. RefSeq lists its product as uncharacterized. The record is from RefSeq and is a predicted model, not a curated record. The transcript has 11 exons. Lineage: Eukaryota; Viridiplantae; Streptophyta; Magnoliopsida; Gentianales; Rubiaceae. Bases 138 to 2003 code for a protein of 621 amino acids.